GGCGCCUCACCUGGCUAGAGCUGGAGCCCGUCCUGUCGCGGCCGCCCGCGCGGAGCGGGACCGGAGCCCCCUCGAGGGGCAGCGGCGAGAGAAGCGGCCGCAGCCGAAGCGGCUAUGCCCUAAUUAUAUACCCUAAAUUCUUAUAUGGUGUCUGCAUGAGAACUGACCUCUGACUUGAAUAUUGAGCACCAUCAGCUAUAUGUAAAUCCAGAGAAAAUUUUGAGGCCUUUGAAACCUAACCAAUGAUGGCUCUUGAACUUCAGGCUGUCAGCCCUUACCAUGUAAGCGAAUACCUUUUGCUGUUGCAAAUGGGUAAAAACAAGUAACUUGAGAGGCAUAUCUGGAAGGCAUCUAAUAUGGCACGGAGAAGAUUUGAUUGCCGGAGUAUUUCAGGCUUGCUAACUACAACUCCUCAAACUCCAAUGAAAAUGGAAAACUUUAAUAAUUUCUACACACUUACAUCUAAAGAACUUGGAAGAGGAAAGUUUGCUGUGGUUAGACAAUGUAUAUCAAAAUCUACUGGCCAAGAAUAUGCUGCAAAAUUUCUAAAAAAGAGGAGAAGAGGUCAAGAUUGUCGAGGAGAGAUUCUGCAUGAGAUUGCUGUGCUCGAAUUAGCAAAGUCCUGUCCUCAUGUGAUUAAUCUUCAUGAGGUCUAUGAAAAUACAAGUGAAAUCAUUUUGGUAUUGGAGUAUGCUGCAGGUGGAGAAAUUUUCAACCUGUGUUUACCUGAGCUGGCUGAAAUGGUCUCUGAAAGUGAUAUUAUCAGACUCAUUAAACAAAUACUUGAAGGAGUUUAUUAUCUACAUCAGAAUAACAUUGUACACCUUGAUUUAAAGCCACAGAAUAUAUUAUUGAGCAGCAUAUACCCACUUGGGGACAUAAAAAUUGUAGAUUUUGGAAUGUCUCGAAAAAUUGGGAAUGCAUGUGAACUCCGGGAAAUCAUGGGAACACCAGAAUACUUAGCUCCAGAAAUACUGAACUACGAUCCCAUCACCACAGCAACAGAUAUGUGGAAUAUUGGUAUAAUAGCAUAUAUGUUAUUAACUCAUACAUCACCAUUUGUGGGAGAAGAUAAUCAAGAAACAUAUCUCAAUAUUUCUCAAGUUAAUGUAGAUUAUUCAGAAGAAACUUUUUCAUCAGUUUCACAGCUGGCCACAGACUUUAUCCAGAGCCUUCUAGUAAAAAAUCCAGAGAAAAGGCCAACAGCAGAAACCUGCCUUUCUCAUUCUUGGCUGCAGCAAUGGGACUUUGGAAGCUUGUUUCACCCUGAAGAAUCUUCCAGUUCUUCUCAAAUCCAGGAUCAUCCAAUAAGGUCCUCUGAAGAUAAGACUUCUAAGUCCUCUUGUAAUGGAACCUGUGGUGAUCGGGAAGACAAAGAAAAUAUCCCAGAGGAUAGCAGCUUGGUCUCGAAAAGAUUUCGCUUCGAUGACUCCUUACCCAAUCCACAUGAACUUGUUUCAGAUUUGCUGUGUUAGCACUUUUGUCUUUGACUCAUUUGGACUGACUUCAAAAUUUGAAUCCACUGCAGGAUGAAAUUGUAUUUUUUAGCUUCAUAUUUGUAUUAUAAAUGCACUUUUGCAAAGGAUAAUUAGGGAAGUGUUUUCAUGCUAAAUUUCUAGUUGCUGGCAUAUCAUUUCCUAUCCUGAAGUAGUUCUUCAGAGAAGAAAAUAUUUAAAUAUAUGACAAAAAAUAAAAUUACACAUGUAAGUUCACAUGUUUAUGAAAGAAUUCAAGUUCAAAUGAACUUAUAAAAAUGUUUUACAUACCAGGAAAAAAGGUGGACUGUAUUACAGUUGGGAGUAAACUACAGAAAAUGAAGGCAGUGGGUUUUAAUAGGUUUUCUCUAAGGUGAAUCCUGUAUCAUGAUCUCUUGACAUAAUUUGUUUAGAAAAAGUGUCAAGUUUAAACCAUAAUAUAUACUACUUUAUAGAUCCCCCAGAGAUAUUUUACAAUUGACAAUCUUUUCCAAUUACAAAUAUUUUGAAGCUGUAUCAGAUUUCCACUAUAUAUGAUUUGCUCUGUGAGAGAAAUUCAUUUUACUAGAGAGAAGAAGGAAUUAAAUAACUGUUCAGGGAUAUUUUCUAAAAGUCAGAGCAAAGAAUAACAUGACUUCAUUUUCUAAAUACAGAUGUCUUUCGCCAUUCAACAUACUUCAGAUGGAAGGUGGAGAGUACAUGGGAUGGGAGGACUGAGGUUUUUCCUCCUUUGGAAUUUCUAGAGUAGAGGAGACUUGGGUAAAACUGAAUGUGCUCUGUUUUUUAGUCAGUCAGAUGUAUUAAUUGAGCAUAGAAGAAAUUGUUGACAAACUCAGGCAUCUUACUGAUUUUUAGAUGUCCUGUCCUAGAAUAUAAGCCCAUCACUCAUAGUUCUAAACGUAUGCCUUAAAAAUCACAGCACCAGUAGGACAAUUAACACAGUGCCAGGAAGAGUAGUAGGUAGUAGAAGCAUCAUGGCAAUCACGCGCUUCUAAACUUCUUGUGUGAAAUUCCUGCUGAGUGCGGAGGUUCAGCAUAAGACCAUCUUCAGGGUGCCUGUAAACUGUGGUCUUUUGUUGGGCGCAAUGCAAGUAAAGUCCAGGAAGAGCACGAUAUUUGGUUAGUGACCAGUAACUGCUCAGUCUUAAUUUGAGGGGGUUACUUGUGUUGGGGUAAUCUUUAAUUAGUUUCUACUCAUCAAAUGGUGACCAUUAAAAAGUCUUUUAUAAUGUUAUGUUAACUGUGAUCUCAUGACCAUUUUAUUGCAUCAAACUUUGUUGACAAAAAAAUAUUUCCCCACUGAAUCAGAUACUUGGUCUAAAGACCAAGACCUUUUGAAUUCUUGAAAUGUUUUAAUACUCCAAAUUCUUUAGAUAACUAAGCUAUUUUUAAUAACCAUCAGGUUACUAUAUUUGACAGAAUUGUGAGUUCCUUUAACAUCUUCAACAUUUUUAAAGGAAAAAUUAUUUUCUUACUUUGUGUGUGUAUGUGUAUAUGUAUAGGUGUGUGUAUAUAUAUAUAUAUGUAUGUAUAGAUUAAAUACCAUUUUAAACAACUUUCUGUUCUGCGCUCUAGAAUGUUGUGCUCAACUCAGGUGCCAAAGGAACUCUGUUUUUAGGAAACUACUAUAAAUUCUUAUAAGGUCUUAUCAUAGUUUGUUGCUCCAAUAAACUAGUCACUGCAAUCAAUGCUAAAUUUAGCUCUUGUAUAUCUAAAACUGAUCAGUUAUUUUUAAAUUAUUGUCAUUUAUAUGCUUCUAGUAUUAAGAUAAUUCAGGUAAAGUUCAGUAAGUUACUGGAGAGUGAGGAAAUGAUUACUUUUCCUAAAGACCAUAUUUUAAGUUUUAGAGGAAUUAUGACAAACCAAAAAAUAAAAAUGAAGAAAAUUUGAACUAUAAAGUACUUCUUUAAAAAUAACUUUAUAAUAAUGGCUUUCUUUUCCUCUGAGGAGUCUUAAAAUAGUUUACAUAUUUCCCAUAAGUUAAUAGAAACUGAGUUGAAAAUUUUUAUCCCUUUUCUCAUUAAGUUUUAUUGUAAAACAUCAACUCAUGGUUUCAGAAAUAAUGAAAACUAUUGAUAAAGGUUGAUUUAAGUAUUUUCACAGAUUUAAAUGUGGAAAUGAAUCUUUCCAGAAUUUAUUAGCAGAUAACUCAGUUCUUACUCCUUUUUUCCCCAAGAUUGAAAAGAAAAUCUAUCAAAAAUAGAUGAUGUAUCUUGCUAGAGCAGGGAUCUGGAGAGCCCCUCUGAAUGAGUAGAUGUCAGUUACACUUAAACAUAGGUGAAGAACACUGUUAAGUGGUGAUAUUUUAUAAAAUUUAAUUUGCUUUUUUCAAUAGGAUUGCUGGAUAGAUGGAGUUUUAAAAUAGAUGAUAUAUAGAUGACAAUUAUAAUCAUCAUUUUAAUUAUUUUCCCUACUAUAAGUUUACCUAAUUCUGAGCAGUGAAAUUAUAAUACUUUAAAUAAAGCAAGCAAUACCUGAUCUCCAGUCUAUAAUGAGAUAAAGGGAUUUACCACAAUAUAAGUCAACAUUUUUUCUUACUAUGAAAAAUAGUCAGCAGAACCAGUAUGACUAGUGAUGUAACUGAUCUUCAUCUGAUACAGGCUUUUUCAUUAUGGGUGGGUCACAAAUAGCUCCUGGGCCAAACUUUGAAUAGCUUUGCUCUAAGCAGCAUUUAUAAGUGUUGAUAUAUUAUAACUGUUUACAUUUCUGUUCAUUUUUGAAUUUUUGGUUUGAUAUCUUUUUUUGGAAAUUUGUCAUUGUUGUGUAAACAAUUGUACUUUAAUUUGAAGUUGUAUUAAAAUUAUCUGACUUCCAAUGUGGAGAAUUACUAUCCUAGUUUUAUGAAAAUAUUUUAAAGAAUAAUAAUUGUAAAUCUCACAUAAAUUACAACUUCCCAACCACUUAAACUUUCAUUAAACGAUCAUGUUGCUUAAGACAUAUAGGCAAAUUUUAUGAAUAUUCCAGUUUACAAAAUCUAGAAAACUGUUUAUUAUCAACUUAGUGAUCCUUCUUGCUAAAAAAUUAAAAAGCACUUUUUUACAUUUGUGGUUGUCCUGUGUUUUAAAGCAUUUUAAAAUUUGCUGUUCUUAAAAUCUCACCUGGAUGUACUAGCCUUUGUCUCAGGCCAUGUUUGAACUCCCUUUCCCAUUAUCAGUUUGAAAACAAGCAGCAGGUCCAUUCGCUGGUAAUAAUGGAUACUUUUAAAAAAUGGCAAUACCUUACAUGCUGCAUGAAAGAUGAAUAAGGGAAUUUUCUAGAAGUUUAUAAUCUGGAGACUAAGGUACAUUUGAUUCUCAUUAUUCAUGAAUGAUAAAGUUUCCAUACUCACUUUGUGAAUACUGAAGCAUUGCUUCCUAGGGAGAGAUAGAAGUUUAGGUUCCUAUAAGUCUCUAUUUAUACCAUUUUGUCAGCUGAUCAAUACAUAAGUGUGUUUCUAUUUAAAGACUCUUUAUGUGUUACCCAUUAUUUGUUCGUUAAUACUUAACUCAUGGCCCAUAG
Castor canadensis (American beaver) is the source of this 4973-nucleotide messenger RNA. Lineage: Eukaryota; Metazoa; Chordata; Mammalia; Rodentia; Castoridae. The record is from RefSeq and is a predicted model, not a curated record.